Molecule: messenger RNA, 1985 nt
Organism: Gambusia affinis (western mosquitofish)
Lineage: Eukaryota; Metazoa; Chordata; Actinopteri; Cyprinodontiformes; Poeciliidae
Gene: opn7d
Product: opsin 7, group member d
Exons: 6
Coding region: 173-1435 (420 amino acids)
Biological process (GO): G protein-coupled receptor signaling pathway; visual perception
Cellular component (GO): membrane
Molecular function (GO): G protein-coupled receptor activity
Source: RefSeq, a predicted model, not a curated record
GUCCUAUUUUCAGUGCCGUCAUAAAUGUCACAGCAUUAACGACACGAGACUUGUUGCAAACUCACGCAGAGCAGAUUCCUCGUCAUCCUGACAACAGGAAUAAAUUGCAUCGGUUUGAGGCGUUUUCCUCGGCGUUUUCCAGGUUCAGGAGCGCCGCGGACGCCAGUCAGGAAUGAAACGGCGGUUCUGCUGCGCGGCCGGCAGCCACUGCAUGGUUUAUGCUCGGUGUCACCAUCUGGAGAUGGGAAAUGCUUCAGACGCAGCCUCUUUGUUUGCCUCGAGCAUCUCGAAGGAGCACGACAUCCUCAUGGGUUCCGUCUACAGCUUGUUUUGUAUCCUGUCCCUCAUAGGCAACUGCCUUCUGCUGCUUGUUGCUUUUCACAAGAGAUCAACUUUGAAACCAGCAGAGUUCUUCAUCAUCAACCUCUCCAUCAGCGACCUUGGGAUGACCCUGUCUCUGUUUCCACUGGCGAUACCGUCGGCCUUUUCACACAGGUGGCUUUUUGGAGAAAUUACCUGCCAGCUUUAUGCCAUGUGUGGAGUGUUGUUUGGUCUCUGCAGCCUGACAAACCUCACUGCCCUCUCCUUGGUGUGUUGCCUUAAAGUCUGCUUCCCUACUUAUGGGAACAAGUUCUCGCCCUCACACGCCCGCCUCCUGGUGGCCGGAGUGUGGUGCUACGCAUCUGUGUUUGCGGUGGGGCCCCUGGCACAGUGGGGGCAUUACAGCGCUGAACCUUACGGCACGGCCUGCUGCAUUGACUGGCACGCACCCAACCAGGAGCUUUUAGCUUUGACAUACAUAGUCUGCCUUUUCGUCUUUUGCUAUGCACUGCCCUGCACCAUCAUCUUCCUCUCCUACGGUUUCAUUCUGCUGACAGUGCGGGGAUCGCGUCAGGCGGUUCAGCAGCAUGUGUCACCCCAGACCAAGACCACCAAUGCACACGCUCUCAUAGUGAAGCUGUCCAUAGCAGUGUGCAUUGGUUUCCUGGGAGCCUGGUCCCCCUACGCUGCCGUGGCGAUGUGGGCUGCUUUCGGAGACGCCACAACCGUCCCUCCUGUUGUGUUCGCCCUGGCCGCAGUGUUGGCCAAGUCUUCCACCAUCUACAACCCAAUGGUCUACCUGCUGUGCAAGCCCAAUUUCCGCGAGUGUUUAUGUAGAGACACGUCUACACUGCGACAGAUGAUCUACAGGGGCAGUCCACAGCCGCAGGAGCGAUUCAGCUUCACUCCACAGCGCAACAAGGACACGAGUGCCUCCACAAGGUUCUCAAACGGUCAGCAGGAAAGCUACGGGGCGUGUCUGAACUGCACCGAGAAUGCAGCGCUGUGUCAUGCGACCGCUCCGCAGAAGACUGCCUGCGUCCUGACGGGAUCCACCUACACCGAGGUGACAGUUAGUCAGCUCUCAGCCACACCAGGAACAGAUUUCAUCUAACAGAGCGACUUGCUUCAAACACUAGAAAAGACCUGAUGUAACCUGUUUCCUACUCAAUCUAAACACCAUGGCAACUCCACAGGACUGCAAUGAGCUGCUGUGGAAUCCUGAAGGACUGAAAUUACAAAUCUGCACUGGUCUGAGUCAGCCUGAACAGAUUUACCACUGACAUUUAUGUUUGUCUCAAGGUUUACUUCACUUUAAGGUUGCUGGUGGCUUUAUUUUAUCCAACAGACAUUUAGGACUCAAAAUCUGUAAAAACUAAGACAGUGGUGCUACUGCUGGAUCAGGGACACUUUGUUUCCCUUGUAAAAGAGGAAAUACAGAGACACGGGAGAUCACAUGAUAAGAAAGGUAAAUGUGCAGCUGUAAAGUGUUUCUCAACUUAAAAUCACAACUUCCUGUUGAGUUGAACACCUCUGUGUGAAUGUGAUGUAAUCAUUACAACUAGGAUUCAUUAAAAAAGAAACUUCUUUGGUAACAAACGCAAUGCAAAAACACUAAAUCUUACCAAGUACUUUUGGUCUAGUAAAUAUCUUGGUACACUUGA